AUGAAGCCCUCGACGCUUGCAGUCGUCGUUGCAGCAGCGGUUCUUGUCCUUGCCGUGCUCGCCUCAGGUGGCGGCGUCGUUGGCGCGGCGGCGCGGCCGGUGGUGAUGAGGCAGGGCGGCGGCAGCUCGGGCGCCGGCGCCGUGCUGGAUCGCGUCGCCGUGGCUGUGGAGCUCACGAGCACGAACUCCUCGGCGCAGCCGUCCAACUGCACCUACGGGAACAACUUCGGCGGCGUGUGCCCUCCGACUCCUCCCGCUCCCGGUGUAGGGCACUAG
Molecule: messenger RNA, 276 nt
Organism: Miscanthus lutarioriparius
Lineage: Eukaryota; Viridiplantae; Streptophyta; Magnoliopsida; Poales; Poaceae
Source: the annotation of a GenBank genome assembly